AUGCGAUCAAGUCAAUCUGUAAAUUCAUCCAUUUCCGCUAAUGGAUACAUUAAUGAUGAAAUUACAUUUUUAGCUCCUUGUCCAAAGCUAUGUAACGUUCCCACUGUUAUUGUUAUGGUGGGGCUGCCAGCCCGUGGGAAAACUUUUAUUGCUCGAAAAUUAACACAUUAUCUAAACUGGAUUGGCUAUAAAACCAAAGUUUUCAACCUGGGUGAAUAUCGAAGAAAAAAUUUUGGUGCCACUAAGCCACCUUCGUUCUAUCAUCCUGACAACAAGGAAGCUGUUGCCUCCCGCCUCAAAUGCUGUGCAUUGGCUUUAGAAGACAUGACGGAAUUUUUAAAGUCGGGCUCUGGUGAAGUAGCUGUUUUUGAUGCAACCAAUACAACAAGAGCUCGGCGUAAAUUCAUUUAUGAUCAUUGUGACAAAAACGGACACAAGGUAUUCUUUAUUGAAAGUUGCCUUGAAAAUCCUGAGAUAGAAAUGCAGAAUAUAACGGAGGUUAAAGUUGGAUGCCCUGACUAUAAAGAUAUGAACGCUGAAGACGCUAUCAAAGAUUUUAAAGCACGUAUCGAGAAUUACCGCUUGGCUUAUCAACCAUUAAGUGUGGAUUAUGAUCGUAAAUUAUCCUUCAUAAAGAUCAUGAACGUCGGAGAGCAAUACCAGAUCAAUAAAGUUGAAGGUUUCGUCCAGAGUAAAUCAGUGUACUAUUUAAUGAACAUGAACAUUAUUCCCAGAACGAUAUACCUUGUCAGGCAUGGGGAAACCGAAUAUAAUCAAGAAAAUAGAAUUGGUGGUGACCCGCAACUAUCUGAUCGUGGAGUUCAAUUUGCUGAAAAAUUGGCUGAAUUCAUGAGCGGUGAAAAUAUUCCAGAAUUAAAGGUCUGGACUAGUCAGUUAAGGAGAACAGUUCAAUCAGCAGAGUAUGUGAGUGCUGCUGUUUCUAAUGUAGUCACAGAAAAAUGGAAGGCAUUAAAUGAAAUCGAUGCGGGCAUAUGUGAUGAAUUGACAUACAAUGAAAUAAAAGAGAAAUUUCCUGAAGAGUAUAAAGCUAGAUCUGAGAGUAAAUUCUAUUAUCGAUAUCCUCGUGGAGAAUCGUAUGAAGACCUAGUUAAUCGUUUGGAGCCAGUAAUAAUGGAAUUGGAAAGAAAACGCGACAUAUUAGUAAUUUGUCAUCAAGGUGUUAUGAGAUGUCUGUUGGCAUACUUCUUGGAUCACGAACUAACUGCACUUCCGUGGCUAGAAGUACCUUUGCAUACCGUUUUCAAGCUAUCUCCAACUGCUUACGGCUGUAAGGAAGAGAAAUUUACUUUCGGCGUUGAUGCUGUAAGUACACACCAUAUUCCGUCAAUAGAGUCCAGUGAGAACUUGCAAACUGAUUUGGACUAG
Trichoplax adhaerens is the source of this 1386-nucleotide messenger RNA. RefSeq lists its product as uncharacterized. The coding region runs from base 1 to 1386 and encodes 461 amino acids. NCBI's taxonomy places the organism in Eukaryota, Metazoa, Placozoa, Uniplacotomia, Trichoplacea, Trichoplacidae. The transcript has 17 exons. The record is from RefSeq and is a predicted model, not a curated record. Gene Ontology annotation, cellular component: cytosol. Gene Ontology annotation, molecular function: 6-phosphofructo-2-kinase activity; fructose-2,6-bisphosphate 2-phosphatase activity; ATP binding. Gene Ontology annotation, biological process: fructose 2,6-bisphosphate metabolic process; fructose metabolic process.